UAUGAACUAACAUACCUCAAAUCCUAUUAAUUUUUUCGGACAGCAAAAUCCUGUGAAAGUGUUUACUUAAGUCUCAUAAUAAUGGGUUUGUCCAAAUGGAUCCCAAUGUUCGUGCUAAGGCUCAUUGCUUUAGGCGCCACGGUCUCGGCAGCAUUGAUCAUGGUCACGAGUCGCGACACGGCCCAAGUUCUUAACGUGAAAUUCGAAGCAAAGUAUACGAAUUCCCCGACUUUCAAGUACUUUGUGUUGAUGAAUGCAAUAGCAAGUGUUUAUACUUUCAUAAUGAUGUUUUUGCCUUUGAAGAGUUCAUAUAGGCACUUGAUUUUGGUCCUGGAUUUGAUUAUGACAUUGCUUCUGGAUUCAAGCAUAUCUUCAUGUAUAGCAAUAGGGCAAGUGGGGAAAAAAGGCAACAGUUAUGCAGGUUGGCUGCCAAUUUGUGGACAAGUUCCUAAGUUUUGUGACCAUGUCACAGGAGCUUUGAUUGCUGGUUUUGUGGCUGCAAUAAUUUAUUUCCUCAUACUUCUAUACUCACUUCACAAUGUCAUCAAUCUUUUCACUCUCAAGAAUUAAUUUUUCUACUGCAAAUACAUUAAUAUUAUAUAUCAGAAUAGAAAACAUAUGAGAGCAAUAUGAUAUUUUACCUUUCUUUUUUUAUCUCUCUCUUUUUCGAUCGCCUUUCGUUUUCAUUCGAGCAGCUCAUUUUCGACCUGUUCGGUUUUUCUCCAGUUGAGUUUUAGUAUUCGUUUUGCGUGACAUUGAUUGUAUGAGGAAAUAUGGUGAUUCCCAAUUUCCC
Molecule: messenger RNA, 793 nt
Organism: Striga asiatica
Lineage: Eukaryota; Viridiplantae; Streptophyta; Magnoliopsida; Lamiales; Orobanchaceae
Source: the annotation of a GenBank genome assembly